AUGAACCGACAAUGGAUGUACGGUGACAGACACACCUCCGAGUACAUUAAGGGCGUGCAUGAUUUUCUCGAAGUGGCUGAGGCAAACAAGCAGCAUGGUUUUAUGUGUUGUCCAUGCCCUAAAUGUGGGAAUACGAAGUCUUACUCUGACCGGAAAAUCCUUCACACCCACCUGCUUUAUAAGGGUUUCAUGCCACACUAUAAUGUUUGGACGAGGCACGGAGAAAUAUGGGUUAUGAUGGAAGACGGCGAAGAAGAAGAGGACGAUGACAACUAUGUGCCCCCUGAAUACGGUGAUGCUGCAACGGGGGAAGCUGCUGAAGAUCAAGAGGAACCAGUGCCCGAUGAUGAUGAUCUCCGUCGGGUCAUUGUCGAUGCAAGGACGCAAUGCGAAAGUCAAAAGGAGAAGCUGAAGUUCGAUCGCAUGUUAGAGGAUCACAAAAAAGGGUUGUACCCCAAUUGCGAAGAUGGCAACAAAAAGCUCGGUACCGUACUGGAAUUGCUCCAGUGGAAGGCAGAGAAUGCUGUGCCUGACAAAGGAUUUGAGAAGCUAUUGAAAAUAUUGAAGAAGAAGCUUCCAAAGGAUAAUGAAUUGCCCGACAGUACAUACGCAGCAAAGAAGGUCGUAUGCCCUUUAGGAUUGGAGGUGCAGAAGAUACAUGCAUGCCCUAAUGACUGCAUCCUCUACCGUGGUGCGUACAAGGAUCUGAACGCAUGCCCGGUAUGCGGUGCAUUGCGGUAUAAGAUCAGACGAGAUGACCCUGGUGAUGUUGACGGCGAGCCCCCUAGGAAGAGGGUUCCUGCGAAGGUGAUGUGGUAUGCUCCUAUAAUACCACGGUUGAAACGUCUGUUCAGAAACAAAGAGCAUGCCAAGUUGAUGCGAUGGCAGAGUGAGGACCGUAAGAAAGACGGGAAGUUGAGAGCACCCGCUGACGGGUCGCAGUGGAGAAAAAUCGAGAGAAACUACUUGGCUGAGUUUGCAGGUGACCCAAGGAACGUAUGGAAGAAUGUGUACCUGGGCCAUCGUCGAUUUCUUCCGACCAACCAUCAAUGUCGAAAGAAAGGCAAGCAUUUCAAAGGCAAGGCAGAUCACCGGAAGAAGCCCGCCAUGCGUACCGGUGAUCACUUACUUGCUAUGGUCAAUGAUUUACACGUAAUCUUUGGAAAGGGUCCCGGCGGACUAGCUGUUCCGAAUGAAGCUGAGGGACACGCACCCAUGUGGAAGAAGAAAUCUAUAUUUUGGGACCUACCCUACUGGAAAGACCUAAAGGUCCGCUCUUCAAUCGACGUGAUGCACGCGACGAAGAACCUUUGCGUGAACCCGCUAGGCUUCUUGGGCGUGUAUGGGAAGACAAAAGAUACACCUGAGGCACGGGAGGACCUGCAACGUUUGCACGAA
Aegilops tauschii subsp. strangulata is the source of this 1398-nucleotide messenger RNA. The record is from RefSeq and is a predicted model, not a curated record. Lineage: Eukaryota; Viridiplantae; Streptophyta; Magnoliopsida; Poales; Poaceae.